CGCAAUUCUUAACGUUCAGAUACAUUGGCUGGUGACUCGUAUUUUUAGUGGCUGCAAUGGAUGCUGUUUGAGUUAUUCUUGCUUUCAUCCAUUUCAUAAGUUCAAUUCGUCCACUCAAGGACACCUACACAUUCCUUCUGCACACUGUCUUUACCACCUUCUAUACUUCCUUCCGAAUCCUCCGAUAACCGAAAUCAUCUAUAUCAUACAACACCGAACCAAGGAAAAGCACAAAAGCAUUACUUUUCAUAAGACCAAAGUUACAUAACCAGCAUGCCAUACAUCAACACAGACACCCCCUCCAAACCUAAUUCAUCUUCCAGCAAUGGAUUCGAGAACCUCGUCCAAGAUCUAAGUGACGCUUUGGGUCCGAGCUCGGGUCUAGAUUCCGAUGACAUUGAUCCAAUGGACAUCCUGCGCUUAAUGGAACGAUAUGAUUCGAAUCCAGAUGAAUGGCUUUCCUUUGCGCUGGGAGACUCGAAAAAGAACUACACAAGGAACCUCAUCGAUGAGGGCAAUGGCAAGAGCAAUUUGCUCAUCCUAGUCUGGAGCCCUGGAAAGGGAAGCGCAAUACAUGAUCACGCCAAUGCACACUGUGUCAUGAAGAUUCUCAAAGGCUCUCUGAAAGAAACCCUCUAUGCCUGGCCAGACCAAGACAAGCUGCAGAAUGGAGAAUCGUCUCCACCGCAAAUAAAAAAGGAGACUAUAUACGGUGAAAAUCAGGUUACGUAUAUGUCCGACAAGCUGGGCCUUCAUCGAAUCUCGAAUCCGGAUCCUAAUGAUUAUGCCGUGUCGUUGCAUUUAUACACUCCUCCCAACGCAGCAACGCACGGCUUCUCAGUCUUUGACGAUAAGACCGGCAAAGCCUGUCAUAUCAAGACGUCGCAUGUUUAUUCGGUCCGGGGGGAGAGGUGUUGAUUUGAGUCGCUGUUUGUUCUUUUUUAUCCUUAUACCACCCCUACUUAUCCUUAGCUUGGUGAUUGCGUUCUGUUGUAUGGCGUCUUGUCAUUCGAUAUCCAUCUGCUGUUUGUGAAAUAGAUUAGAUGAGGGCAUGUAAAUAUUCUCAGAAGGUUGAGGAGCUGCUGACUAGCGCAAACCUCUCACAACGCAUCAUAGCUCUUUCAUUCGCUCAAUAAAACC
Messenger RNA from Aspergillus vadensis CBS 113365, 1140 nucleotides. Its product is annotated as putative cysteine dioxygenase Cdo1. Gene Ontology annotation, biological process: L-cysteine catabolic process. The transcript is spliced from 5 exons. Gene Ontology annotation, molecular function: ferrous iron binding; cysteine dioxygenase activity. The coding region runs from base 274 to 918 and encodes 214 amino acids. The record is from RefSeq and is a predicted model, not a curated record. Lineage: Eukaryota; Fungi; Ascomycota; Eurotiomycetes; Eurotiales; Aspergillaceae.